Molecule: messenger RNA, 2876 nt
Organism: Leptomonas pyrrhocoris
Lineage: Eukaryota; Euglenozoa; Kinetoplastea; Trypanosomatida; Trypanosomatidae
Exons: 1
Coding region: 336-2876 (846 amino acids)
Source: RefSeq, a predicted model, not a curated record
GCCUGCUAUUCGCUUAAAUUGACGGUCAUCGCUCUCACAACGCAGCGGCGCGUAGUAGAGAGCAAAGUUUGGGUAUAUAUAUGUAAAACAUAAACUUGUUUCCUUUCGCAGGUGUGCCGUUUUGAAGAAAGCGGAGGCCUAUCCAUACAGUCAGACGCACCCACUCAAACAAACGCAUUCACAGAAUUAAUUUUUCGACUUACUUUGGCGGGAGCCGCUCACAAACUGCUGCUGCUGCUGAAGUGCACUGUGGCAGCUGCCUCUAGAUAGACAAAGAAGGAAGAACAGGUACAACACAUACAUCCUGCACGCCACAAGAACAACAAACGAAGAAGAUGCUUCAGGUCGUCUCUAUGGGAGAAAUUGUGCAGGACCCGGCCUGCUACGCCGUCCUCGCCGGCAAACCCAUCGUCUUCCCGGAUCACUACACCAUCAACCGUGCCGUCUUCGUGUCUCCCACGUCCAACGCCAAGCCCACUCUUCUCUACAAGGACACCUCCACUGGUGACGCGGCGGCCGCGAUGGACAAACCGUUCUUUGUGGCUACCGUCACCGUCAUCGCCGCCACCGCGGACACGGACGGCGCCACGUUGCAUUUCCACAUCAUCCGCAGCGACAACCCGACGGAGAAGGUGUACAAGGCCACCAAGUCAGCCACCACGGUCUGGCGCGUGGCGCUCGAAGACGCCGCGAGGGAUUUUCCAGACCAGAAGGAGCAGCUGCUGGCCACGUGCGAUUCGCAGGGUCGCCUGCAGGUCAACGGGGUUCGUUUCUACGGUCUUCACAUGAAGGAGGUGCAAGAGGAGCUGAUGGCGCUCCCCGGUGGAGCUGCUGCCUUUCAGAACGCCGCCGCGGCGAUGGUAGCAGCGAAACAGCAACAUCAGCAGCAAACUGGGCAUGAUCACACCUCGCCCCCGGCCUCGCAGCCCUCGCAGGCGACCACAAAGGCAGCUAAAAAAAAGCUCUCGUCGCCUUCGCCUUCGCGCGUUGUACCGAAGGCAAAGCCAGCUUCUCGCAAACGAACCAGCCGCCCCACCUCCGCCGACAUGGCCGCUUCUCCCGCGAGUACCAAUGGCGUAACCGUUACAUCGGUGGUUGAGGACGUUCCGUCGGUCAGCAACAGUCAACCGCCACCGGUGGUGGCCGUCGUCACGCCGACAAAAACAAAACGACCACGAAAGCCAAAAGCAGACGGUGCUGCCGCUUCGCACGAGCCGAGUGUCACGGUGCGAGAGGCAAUCGAGGGUACCGAGGACGUCAGCGGCGCCGCCCUGCCUGCGAAGCGCCGUCGUCCCUCAGUCAAGCAGAACAGUACUAUGAACAGCAGCGGUGUAGGCGUUGCCCCAGCUUCCGCGCCGGCGGCGGUCUGCCCAGCUUGUGGGCUGGCCGGCACACCAUUCUGCGCCGCCACCGGCAAGCCGCACGAUGUACCGCCCUGCCCCGCCUGCGGACUUCACACCGCGUUCUGCCCCGUCUCUGGGCAGCCGCACGCGGGUGCGAUGCAGCGCGAAAACCGGCAGCGCGGGGAGGUGCAUCUGCCGGGCACAUCGCGUAAGCCUCGACGCAAGGCCGCAGCGGGCAAGGCAGGUCCGCCAGCGGCGAUCGAUGAGAGUGUGGCAGAGGUGACCGUCGUCAGCACUCAGGACGGGAGCGGCAACCUUGCCAGUGGAGACGCCGCAACGCAGCAGAAGCAGCCGCGCAAGAGGCGCGUGCGUACACCCUCUACAGCGGAAGGCAGUGGCGCGGCGGAGGGAGGUGCCGCCGAUGCUCUUGCAGUGGCGGCGACCGCACAGGGGGAUGCACCGGCCCGCACACGGCGUGGCCGCAAACGUGUGAAGGAAGAAGCAGCAGCAGCGACGGCCGCGGUGGCCUCUGCAUCGGGGAAUGCAACCGACCCUGCAGGGGGUGCAACUUCCACCGCAGCAGCGACAUCAGCGAACGGUGCUGCGGCGAUGCCUGCGGCACCUCCUGUCGUCUUAGAAGGUGACCAAUCCCUCUUUGAACUCGCCAAGGAAUCGAUCUACCUUUACCCCCCGCUACGCCCCCCGCUGUCGACGCGGGAGCACCACAAGGCCGCCCUGCUGCUGCAGGAAAGCUGGAAGGCGCAGUACGGCGAGGGCCCGGUGCUGCCGCCGGCGGUGGCGGCCGUGCCGCUGGCGUUUGUGGCCGUGAAGCGCGCCGUCGGCGCUGCGGAGGCACGCGGGGGGAGGGCAACGGCAUCGAAAGGGCGUCGACGAGGUCGUGGUGGCGAUGAUGAUGCCGCUCCUACCACAACCGUCAAAGAGGAAGAGGGCAACCACAAGAUCAACGACAACGAAAGCGCAAAGGUCAGCAACCCGGACGACGCGAGGGACGCGGCGGCGCAGGAGCCCCCAGCAGAGGGGACGGAGGGUGAAGAGAACAGGACGGCGCGCAGCAGCGCUGUGGGCAGCCCCACCACGGCGUCCACGGCGAGCGCCGCUCUGCCGUCCAUGGUGCACCCGCUGGAGGUCAUGCAGCUGUCGUCGAGCGCAGCAGGGAAGCGGCUGGUGCGGUUCCUCCUGCAGUACGCCAGCGAGCGGAGUCAGUUCGAUCUCCUGCGCAGCAACGCAGCAGCGGUGGCGGCAGCUGGCGGCGGUGCAGAAAAGAAGAAGUCAACAAAAGGGAAAGGCCAGGUGAAUGGCGAGGGGGCCGAGGAGGGCUGCGAUGCGGUGCCGAAGGCGGACGACGACAACACCGGUGCGGAUGUGGAGACUGCUCACACGACGCACGCGGAUACGACGAUGAAGAUGCUGCAGUCAGAGCCUCGGGACGAGGUGGGCGCGUCGGCAGAUGAAGAAGUGAUGGAGGAAGGUGCUCGGGUGAAGGAGGAAGGCAGCGCGGUGGAGGCACAGUAG